GCCUUUUCUGUCAGAAACGAGCUCAGACUCGGGUUCAAGUUACUAUCUCCAAAUUGCAAAAUAUAUUUACAGCGGCAGAAUACGGAAAUGUCCUCUUCUUAUACUCGAAGAUAUGCCUCCUUGGGCUUUUUCUGCGCAUGCCUCUUAUCUCGUCUGUGUCGAAGGCAGUAGUAUCCGUGUACCGGGAAGGUGUGCUGGUAUAGUAUUUUAUUUCCGAAAUCACCUCGACAAGCGGGAGAAUACGGAUAUCAAUGCUAUAUCUCAUCCUUACAGCGGGCUAGCGUCGGACCGCUAGAACUCCGUGUAUUCACAGCUCUAGAGAAUAUCAUGGGCUCAGCCUCGCUCGUCGUGGGCAUGAAAAGAAAAGGCAUAUAGUUUGGCACUACACUUCUUUCUUUAAUGUCGGGGAAUGCCACCUUAAUUGGUAAACAGGACUUCUCCACAAGAAAACCUUAUACUGCCAUCCCCUGACGCUUCUGCGCUUCACUUUCAGCUCUGGACCUCUAAAUCAGACACCCUGCGAUGACCCACACUGUAGCGCCGCAGUAGACAUGCGCUUGGUCGCAUGUAGGAACCGGCGACACGGACUUUAUAUCGCAAGACGCAACAGGGUGAGACGGCAGAGGAACGCUGAGAGGAAUCAGUUCCUAGGAUUCACUCGAUGGAGUUAGUUACCCCGAGCUGACUUGUGGGGAGAUGUGACCGCCGAGUGAUUGGGAGCCUCGCAAUCAUUCUACACACAUGAUGGCAAAAAUGCUGGCUGAUAGAGACUAAAAAUAGAAGGCAAAAGCAGGAAAACGGUCCCGUCCAUGAGCGUCGUUAUUCAUCUGCAUCAGUUGACGCAUUCAUUUAUGCUAGACUGAUCCUGGAUCUUCGGUGCCUGGCUGAACUCUGACUGUGUAAGCUAAUUUCUUGUCAGCUCAUGGUUCAAUCUUUUUGUCCCCGACUAAAACGCACACCGUUACACAUCGCAUAGCCACGCAUCCAGCGUCUUCUCUGUGCCUCUAUCAAAUUGCUUU
Serpula lacrymans var. lacrymans S7.9 is the source of this 1019-nucleotide messenger RNA. RefSeq lists its product as uncharacterized. Bases 113 to 295 code for a protein of 60 amino acids. The transcript is spliced from 3 exons. The record is from RefSeq and is a predicted model, not a curated record. Lineage: Eukaryota; Fungi; Basidiomycota; Agaricomycetes; Boletales; Serpulaceae.